Molecule: messenger RNA, 1184 nt
Organism: Lactuca saligna
Lineage: Eukaryota; Viridiplantae; Streptophyta; Magnoliopsida; Asterales; Asteraceae
Source: the annotation of a GenBank genome assembly
ACACACAUAAACACACAGUUACUUUCCCGCUCCUUUCUCUUGUCUACACAGAAUCAACAGUGUCUUCAUAUUGUACUAGCUAGGGCUUGAUUAUAACCAGAGAUCCGCCAUGGAAAUCGAUGGCAAAACGAACCUUCUUCUUCUAUUUGGAUUUUAUCUUCUUCUCUCUUUGAUUGCUUCAUCUGAUUCAUCGCUUCAGUACGACUAUUAUCGACAAUCCUGCCCUGAAGCGAACCAGAUUAUUAAAUCAACUCUACGCCGGAUCUACGAUCGAAAUUCGAGUGCUGCUCCAGCUAUUCUUCGCCUGGUUUUUCACGAUUGUUUUGUACAGGGAUGCGAUGCCUCGGUACUUUUGGAUCCCACAGAAAUAAUGGGAAGCGAGAAAGACACUCCACCGAAUCAAUCUCUGAAAGGAUUUGAACAUCUUGACAUCAUCAAAGCCGAAUUAGAAAAUGCAUGCCCUGGCGUAGUUUCUUGUGCUGAUCUUCUUGUGUUGGCUGCUCGUGAGAGUGUGAUUCUAGCUGGUGGACCAUUUUAUCCAGUUCACACAGGUAGAAAAGACAGCAGUCGAUCUUUCCCUCAACUCUCAUACGAGCUUCCUAGUCCCUUAGAUGAUCUUUCCACAAACAUUGCAAGAUUCGCAACAAGAGGUUUCACUGACAAAGAAACAGUCACUCUUUUAGGUGCUCAUAGUACUGGAAUGAUUCACUGCAAAUUCUUUGAAAAAAGACUAUACAACUUUGGUGGAACAGAUAAACCAGACCCAUCAAUGGACUCUGAAUUUGUGGAGUUAUUAAGAUCAGUAUGCAACAACCGAUCACAUUCCCAUUCCCACUCCCAAUCACCAUCAGCAUCACUAUCUCCAUCACCUUCUUCAUCAAAAACCAGACAAGAUCAGGGAAUGAAGAUGGAUUAUGAAGGAAAAGGGUCGGGUUUUGGGACUCUGUAUUACAGGAGCCUUCUUCAGGGUAGAGGUAUACUGUUUGUAGAUCAACAGUUGACAGCUGGAGAAGAAACUGCAACUUGGGUUAGACAAUAUGCAUCUGAUGUUUCUUUGUUUAGAAAAGAUUUUGCACAGGUGAUGAUGAAGCUUUCGAGUACUCAAGUGUUGACUGGAGAUAAAGGGGAAGUGAGACUAAACUGCAGAGAAGUGACUUCUUCUUUGUGGUAAGUUUUUGGUAUCG